AGGAUUCGUCUUCUCUUUGCCUCCCUCAAUACCUGACAGGCCAAUUUUUGCAGCGCUCGUAUUAAACUGAACCAGGUACUCAAGGUAUGGGAAGCUCCAGCGACUCCAGUGAUCAGAUCGACGAUCAGCUCUAUACACCAUCCACUGGCGGUGGUGUCUUUUCGGCGAGACGUCCAACGCACGACGACAGAUCGUUGCGUCGCCGGUCUACUGCCAAGGACGCUGAUGUUGAGACUGCUUCUGUGAACGAGAAGGAUGAUGGUGUCGAUGAGAGGGAUUUCCACAAAAAGCAGGUUUUUACCGGAUGGCAGCUAGCAUGGCUCUCCUACCAAUCCCUCGGAGUCAUAUACGGUGACAUUGGCACAAGUCCUUUGUAUGUCUUUUCGUCCACCUUCAGCGAUAACCCAAGUCAGGAGGAUGUACUCGGCGCAAUCUCCCUCAUUAUCUGGGCCUUGACUAUCAUGGUUACUAUCAAGUACGCGUUGAUUGUCCUGAACGCCGACGAUGAAGGCGAGGGCGGUACUUUUGCGUUGUAUUCGCUUAUAUCUCGAUAUGCGAAUCUGAUUCAACGUGAUCCUCGCCAACGCAAGCUAGUUCGGAUAGAGAGAUACCGGGAUGAGGAUAUGCCCAAGCCUAAUCGCUUAAUUCGUUCUUGGUUGGAGAAGAGUGUCGUGGUAGGGGUCCUUUUCAAAGUUGUUGGCGUCUUUGGCGUGGCUCUUCUACUAGCUGAUGGCGUUCUCACCCCGGCUCAAUCGCUUCUCGGAGCUAUCCAAGGAAUCACCGUCGUGAAUUCAAGCCUCUCCAGUUCUACUGUGGUCGGUGUAUCAUGCGGCAUUAUCGUUCUCGUUUUCCUCAUUCAGCCAUUUGGUACUGGCAAGAUUGCCAACACGUUCGCUCCAAUCGUUAUCAUCUGGAUGUUCUUCAAUUUAUCCUUCGGUAUCUAUAACCUCGUCCACUACGAUGCUUCUGUCUUCAAGGCCUUUUCGCCGUACUUUGCAGGUAGCUUCCUUGUUCGAAACCGACACGGCGGAUGGCUUCAACUAGGUGGAAUCUUGCUUGCGUUUACCGGAGUUGAGACACUGUUCGCUGAUCUCGGUGCUUUUUCCAAAAGGGCUGUGCAGAUAUCUUGGUUGUUCUUUGUGUACCCUUGUCUUUUGAUUUCGUAUAUCGGACAAGCCGCCCAUAUGAUGGUUGAUCCGACUGUUUAUGCCAACCCGUUUUAUCUGACUGUGCCUCCGGGAAUGCUCUAUCCCAGCCUUAUUGUUGCCAUUCUCGCCUGCAUCGUCGCCAGCCAGGCUGUCAUUACCGGUUCAUUCCAACUUCUUUCCCAAAUAAUGAAACUUUCCUACUUUCCUCAAGUUGAAGUCGUUCACACUUCGAAAAAGUUCCACGGGCAGGUUUAUAUACCACUUGCUAAUUGGAUCAUGAUGAUCGGAACUGUAAUUGUGACAGCCGUUUAUACUAAUACUACCGCUCUUGGAGAAGCUUACGGAUCAUGUGUCAUCCUAGUUUCAUUCCUCACCACUUGCAUGGUCGCUAUCGUCGCUAUCAUUGUCUGGAGAUUGCCCCUAUACAUCGUCUUCCCAGUCUUCAUCGUCUUUGCUCUCUGGGAUGGCAUGUUCUUGUCCUCUGCACUCAGCAAAGUCCCCCACGGAGCCUGGGUUACUCUCAUGAUCGCAGCCGUUCUGACAUUGCUUUUUGUCCUAUGGCGAUACGGCAAAGAGCAGCAAUGGGGAGCUGAAAACUCUGAUAACGUUCCAUUGUCUCAGACGACUGUGUUGAAGAAAGGCCAACUUGCUCUACAGCCGAAAUUUGGCAGUUCUACAAUCGUCCCUAUCAAUGGCCUGGGCAUCUUCUUUGACAAGGCUGGUCUUUCGAGCACAACCCCUCCAGUUUUUCUUCAUUUCUUGCAAAAAUUCGGCGCGGCUCCAGAUGUCUCUGUAUUCUUCCAUCUGAGAGCGCUCAACGUGCCUACCGUACCACCAAAUGAGCGAUACACAAUCAGUCGCUGUUUUACCUAUAGCGCCGAAGACGGCAGCAAACAUGCAAUUCCGAACACCUUCCGGCUGAUAGUUCGACAUGGCUAUACCGACGAAGUCAUAACCCCUGAUUUGGGCAUUCUCGUUCUGGAUCUGAUUCGGGAGUUCUUGAACAAUGAGUCUCCUAAAUCGUCUUCUCCUUCGUCAAGUGACAAUACUAUGGCCAUAGAAUCGGCCGCCUUGCAACGCGCAUUCACCUCCCAGGUGAUUUACAUUGUUGGCAAGGAACAUCUCAGAAUUGCGCCGGGAACGAAUAUUGUCAAGAAACUGUUGUUGAUGCUAUUCCUUUAUGCCCGCGAGGUGACUAGCAACAAAGUGCAACACUUGAAUGUACAGGCUGAUCGGGUUGUGGAAGUUGGAUUUGUGAAAGAUAUCUAGCAGAACUUUUUUCAUUUUUUUCUGGAUAGAAUGAAGUUUCUAGACUGAAAAA
Messenger RNA from Talaromyces stipitatus ATCC 10500, 2469 nucleotides. Its product is annotated as potassium transporter, putative. Gene Ontology annotation, biological process: potassium ion transmembrane transport. Bases 87 to 2417 code for a protein of 776 amino acids. The record is from RefSeq and is a predicted model, not a curated record. The transcript is spliced from 10 exons. Gene Ontology annotation, molecular function: potassium ion transmembrane transporter activity. NCBI's taxonomy places the organism in Eukaryota, Fungi, Ascomycota, Eurotiomycetes, Eurotiales, Trichocomaceae. Gene Ontology annotation, cellular component: membrane.